CUGAUUAGUUUAUCCGGACGCGUAGGGACGCUUUUAAGGGGACCCCUCAGCGCCUUCAGCGUUCCGUUCCGAGGUGAACGAAGCGGGCCGGCUCCAUCAGCGACACCGCCAUGACGUCCAAGCGGGCCCGCGACCGGCUCUACGGCACCCGCUGCUGCUGCUGCCAUGUCCGCACCGGCACUAUCAUCCUGGGCACUUGGCACAUGGUAGUGAAUCUGUUGAUGAGCAUUUUGCUGACUGUUGAAGUUGCUCACCCUAAUACUGUGCCAACAGUGGAUUAUAUCCAAUCUGAAAUCAUUGGUAGCUACUAUCCCUCUGAGAGGGUGGCUGAAAAUGCAUGUGUUCUCUUUGCUGUCUCGCUCCUCAUGUUCACAAGAAGUGCUCUGAUGGUGUAUGGAGCAAUUGCUCAUCGAGUUGGCUGGCUGAUUCCAUUCUUCUGUUACCAGCUCUUUGACUUUGUUCUCAGCUGUCUGGUGGCUAGAAGUUCCUGGACAUACUUGCCAAGAAUAAAGGACUACCUGGAUCAGCUGCCAGAGUUUCCGUACAAAGAUGACCUCCUUUCCCUUGAUUCAAGCUGUCUUCUGUUCACUGUUCUGGUGUUUUUUGCCUUGGUGAUCAUCUUGAAGGCCUACCUCAUGAACUGUGUGUGGAAUUGCUAUAAAUACAUUUGCAACAGAAACUCGCCUGAGAUCGCAGUGUACCCUGCAUUUGAAGCACCUCCGCAGUAUGUCCUGCCAACCUAUGAAAUGGCAGUAAAGAUGCCGGAGAAGGAACCUCCACCUCCUUACAUACCUGCCUGAAGAAAACUGAAAACUUGUGGUUGAACACCCGUACCAGCUUCACUUUUUUAUAUUGCCAGACUGCUUUAAUAUUCAGGGCUUUAGGUGCAAAGCCACAUGGUUGAGAGGCAUUUGAUAUAACCUUACUAAAAUCCAUAUGAAAAUCACCCCCCGCCAGUAGUUUUUAAUCUCAUUGAUCAUCUCAAUCAUCUUACACAGUUAUGCCUUAGGGUUUAAUUCUGCAAGUACCUCUAUAUUUGUAUAUAACUUCAUUCAUAUGCAUUUGCGUUUUCAUUUAAUUUGAUAAAUAAGGAUUAGGAUCCGACGUAGGUGUUCACAUGAUCAGGUAUUUUACAGAUACGGAUUAGUUCUGAAGGACAAUCUGAUCAGUUGGCAAGAUAACAGCUUGUGUUUUUCUUCAUUUAUAUUGUAGUGGGAAGUUCAGAUGUGGUAUAUGACAGAUGUGGUAUAUUUACUUGCACUUUCUCUUAGCUUUCUUUAUUGUUAUUCAAUGCCUUGAAACAGUAUGUUCAGGAAGCCUAAAGCUGGCACUAAUUUGAAGUUUUUCCUAUAUGCUGUGAAUGCAGCAAAAGUGCAGCAAGAAAUUACAUUUGUGUCAGUUGCAUGCUUCCAAUCUGUGUGCAUUUCCAUCUUUGUUUAUAAAUGAUGUUUAAUAAAAUCUUGUUAAAAAAAUAAAAAA
Lacerta agilis (Sand lizard) is the source of this 1479-nucleotide messenger RNA. Its product is annotated as lysosomal-associated transmembrane protein 4A-like. Bases 111 to 800 code for a protein of 229 amino acids. The transcript has a single exon. Gene Ontology annotation, cellular component: lysosomal membrane. The record is from RefSeq and is a predicted model, not a curated record. NCBI's taxonomy places the organism in Eukaryota, Metazoa, Chordata, Lepidosauria, Squamata, Lacertidae.